This is a messenger RNA of Malus domestica (apple), 2388 nucleotides long. RefSeq names its product nucleolar GTP-binding protein 1-like. The record is from RefSeq and is a predicted model, not a curated record. Lineage: Eukaryota; Viridiplantae; Streptophyta; Magnoliopsida; Rosales; Rosaceae. Gene Ontology annotation, molecular function: GTPase activity; RNA binding; GTP binding. Gene Ontology annotation, biological process: ribosomal large subunit biogenesis. Gene Ontology annotation, cellular component: nucleolus.
GGGCACAUCUAACCGUACAUAAGGAUAAAUUACUAGCGAGUGAAGCAAAGCAAGAAAUGAUAUGAAAUUAUAAAUUGGUCCGGAAAAGGGAAAAGAAUAAGGAAGCGAAGGUUUAACAUUGUGUAAUUAUUACUUUCUAGUUUCAUGGAAAUAGUAUAAUUUCAAGAGCAUUGAGUUAGUAAUUGGUUUGCUCUUGUGUUCUUAUUACAAACUAUAUGUCUUUGACAUUAUAUAUGAAUACCUUCCCUCAUUACUUCUACUACUACCAUUUUCUUAUUGGACGAUGAGAGUACGAGAGGUUGGAGAGAUCCUAUGAAUAAGUAUCAGGGUAUAGUGCAAAUUAACACGAAAUUCAGGAUUUAAGCAUAAAUGAUUGCUGCAAAAAGGGUAUGACCUUCUGGAGCAGUCAACGAGGGAGUUGGGUUUUGUUGAUCAAUGACCACCAUGAAUAACGUCUUUGAAGUUUGGGAUUUAGAAAUUUCUGACUGCUGUUAUUGGGUGUGCAUCUCAUACGAUAGGUUGCAGGAAUAGCUUCAAUGACGAGUUCUUUUGAGUAAAUAAUCGAUCUUGUUGACAACUUGAGCAAGUUUAAUAUCUUAAUGCUGUAUGUUAGUGGAUUGUUGUCAAUUUGUUUACUUGGUAUUCUAGUGUGACAGAACAGGAAGGGCAUUGUUCUCUCAAGUUUAAAUAAGUUUCACGCUUAUAUCAAAUUUUAUUUUAUUUUUGUGAUGAAUACCUUCUUGCAUCUUUUACCACUCAUUUAUUUUGGGACAAAAAUAUUGGAGGAAGUAAUGAUGGUACCAUGGUUCCCAAUAUUGUAAUUUUAGGAAAAAUCACCCGAAAAUCUUGAAGAUGUUGGUGCAUUCCAAAAGCUACCCAUGGUGAUGCCAUCUGUUGACAUUCUGUAUUCGGCACUAAGGAAGGCUAAGAGGAUUACACCAACAAAGGGUAUUGCCAAUAUUGCAAAGCGAGAAAGAAAUAGAGGUUCAAAGCAACUUGAUGCAUUGAUGAAAGAACUGGCAAUUCCAUUGAGAACUUUCGAGAAUUUUCCAAAUAAAAAGUGUCUUCACCCUUAUGAACGAUCUCUUAUUGAAUUAACUCUUGGGGAUGGAAAUUAUGAACAGGUGUUGGGAAAUGUGGAUGCUUUGAGGAAGAAGGUUGUGUCUAUUGGAAAGGAACAUGCAUCUCUUUGUGCUAAGUCAACGACGAAGAAGGAAGCAGAGGCAAGACUAACUGAGGGUAUAAAGAAAGUUGAAGAGACAUUUAAUCGUGAAGGAAAACAUGUUGAUGAUUUGCUACACAUAGCCAAGACUCUGCGAGCAAUGCCAGUAGUUGAUCUGGAAGCACCAACACUUUGUCUUGUUGGAGCUCCUAAUGUUGGGAAGUCAUCUUUGGUUCGUAUACUCUCCACUGGGAAGCCUGAGGUCUGCAACUACCCGUUCACAACAAGAGGAAUACUAAUGGGUCAUAUUAUAUCAAACCAUCAAACUUUUCAGGUGACAGACACUCCUGGCCUGCUGAAGAGAUGUGAUGAGGACAGAAAUAAUUUGGAAAAAUUGACACUUGCUGUCCUCUCACAUUUACCGACCGCAAUUCUCUAUGUCCAUGACCUCUCUGGGGAAUGCGGGACCUCACCUUCUGACCAGUUUGUCAUAUACAAAGAAAUAAGGGAGAGGUUUGGUGAACAUUUGUGGCUUGAUGUUGUGUCCAAAUGUGAUCUGUUGCAAAAGUCUCCUGUGCUAUUUGCCACUGAUAAUGGUGAUGAUUCUGAUCUUAAGUUGGAAAGGUACCGGAAAUUGGGUCCCGAUGGAGCUAUUUAUGUGUCAGUGACGAAUGAAGUAGGGCUCACCGAGUUGAAGAUUAGAGUGCAUGAGAUGCUAGAUUCACAGAUGAAGGAUCCAAGUUCAAGAAAGCAACCAAGAAAAGCUUGAAGUUGUUACUUGAGAGCAAAUUCUGAAGUUGAAAAAUAUCGGUGGUUGCUUCUCGUGGAGUGACAAUUCGUUUACGAAUGUGAUCCAUCCCCAAGAAAGAGAAGCCAAUUGUCAGUAUUCUGCUUCCGAACAAGCGGAAGUCUGAAGACCUGCAGCAUCCAAGGCAAGUGCUUGUAUAUAUACACACACUGCUGACUUUUCGGAUUGUUUGGUCCACUUGUGAUCGUGAUGAUCUAUUUAGGCAGCCAAGAUGAUUCGGAGAAGCUGAGUUAAAUUCCUCGAGUACGUAUGUUAGAAGGGAGUACUGAAACAUUACACAUUUUCUUGGACAGUAACUAAGAACAUGUUAGUUGGACGACGCUAUUGCACUAAAAAAUUUUCUCAAUCGCAGUAAUGGAUGCAUACUUUGCCAAAGCCUCUUGCAACGCUUAAUGCAUAUUAGAAUUUCUCUUGUUCA